Messenger RNA from Morone saxatilis (striped sea-bass), 1197 nucleotides. Its product is annotated as deoxyribonuclease-2-alpha-like. The record is from RefSeq and is a predicted model, not a curated record. Lineage: Eukaryota; Metazoa; Chordata; Actinopteri; Moronidae. Gene Ontology annotation, molecular function: deoxyribonuclease II activity. Gene Ontology annotation, biological process: apoptotic DNA fragmentation.
AUGUGGAGGAUUAUUCUGACUGUCAGUCUGCUCUACUGGAGCUCUGAAGGCACAGUGACCUGCAGAAACAACAACAAUGGAGAAGUGGACUGGUACAUCAUAUACAAGGCACCCAAACUGAAAAACCAGUUCUCUGGUUUGGAAUAUAUUUACGCUGAUUCAGCUGAUUCAGCUGUGGCCUCCGGGACUGACCCUAAGUUAAUCAACAACCCUGAAGGUGUCCUGGCAAACACCCUGCAGCCCCUUUUCACAAAGACCAGAAUGAUGCCACCAAACUUCGGGUUCAUCAGCUACAGUGAUCAACCUCCAGGAAGUCAGGCAGGGGUUCUGAUGGUGAACCGGAGCAGCACUGGAGUCUGGCUCGCACACAGCACUCCGCAGUUCCCUUACAGAAGAGAUAAAAAUCGUUUCUGGCCUAAAAGUGGAGAAAGAAACGCUCAGAUGUUCAUCUGUGUCACAUUCCCCUAUGAGCAGUUUCAGCAUAUAGGUAAACACCUGCAGUACAUCAGAGCUUUCACAUUUGAACAUGAUAUUCCAGAGGACUUCUAUCAAGAACUACAUGACGCUAUAAACUGGGUCAAAAUCCCCCCAUCUAAUAAUGCUCAGCGGCUGAUAUCAAGAGGAGGGCAGGAGUUUCAUAGCUUUGCUAAACAAAUGUCACCAGUGAAAGAAGUGGGAGAUCUUUACCUGACGAUAGCGUGGACAUUUGGUAGAGAUUUGUAUGUGCAGACGUGGGGCUGCCAGACUGGCCGUGACAGUUCCUCCUGCCAAUCAGAUCAACAUAAAGUGAUCAAUAUUAAAUCUAUAAACACUGGUUUGGGUAAUUGGGAGGCUUCAAAUGAUCAUUCCAAGUGGUGUGUACCUACAGACAACCUGUUAUGGACCUGUAUUGCUGAUGUAAACAGAGCAAAAACCCAGUAUGAAAGACGUGGAGGGGCACUGUGCUUUAUAAGUGCAGACAUAAGCCUCCUAUUUCACACUUUUAUUAGGGGCUUUGAGCCGUGCACAGGAGGCAUCCAUCACUUCUAUCCGUCUGAUGUAGAGGAACACAUGGGAGGAGGAAGGAAGGACAGGAAGAUGGCGCUGAUGCAGCUGGCGUCGGUGGAGGAAGCCAUUGAGGCUCUGAUCGCUCUGCACGACCACCAGCUGGAUCACAACCAGCACCUCCGCGUCUCCUUCUCCAAGUCCACCAUCUGA